This is a messenger RNA of Nerophis lumbriciformis (worm pipefish), 1659 nucleotides long. The record is from RefSeq and is a predicted model, not a curated record. Lineage: Eukaryota; Metazoa; Chordata; Actinopteri; Syngnathiformes; Syngnathidae.
AUGGAUGCGAAAUUGGACCGGGAGCAAAUGGAGCUGUUGGAGAACUGGAAUGAUGUGGUGGAUGGAAAAGAUGAUGUAGUGCUGGUGGCUGCAUUAGGCCAUGACCUCCAACUCUCACUGGAGCGGUUCACAGCGUUUAAAGCAGUUGGGAUGAAGAUCAGCACCUCCAAAUCCGUGACCAUGGUCCUUAGUCGAAAGAGGGUGGAGUGCCCUCUCCGGCCUCCCAGGAAAAAGGGGGAGCAUGUUGAUGAAAGGGUCACGGGGCAAGACAACCUUCUGCGGUCUUAUUUUAAUUUCCUUCCUCUUAUCUUCACUGCAGGCUGUGGGCUAGAGUUCCUCCUAGUUCUCUGCGGCCUGGAGUUUUCCUGGUCCUGCCCCCGUCACUGCAUCUGCUACACGGCACCCAGCACAGUUUCCUGCCAAGCACACAACUUCUUGACGGUCCCCGAAGGAAUCCCGCCUGACAGCGAACGCAUCUUUCUGCAAAACAAUAAGAUCCAUCGGCUCCUCCGAGGUCACUUCAGCACCAACACGGUGACGCUUUGGAUAUACUCCAACAACAUCACAUACAUCGAGCCCUCAACCUUUCACGGCUUCACGCUGCUGGAGGAGCUGGAUUUGGGAGACAAUCGCCACCUGCGCUCUCUGGCUGAAGACACUUUCCACGGUCUGAGACGUCUCAAUGCUCUGCACUUGUACCACUGCGGACUCAGCUCACUCCCGAAUAACAUCUUCCAAGGACUAAGGAGCCUGCAGUAUCUCCACUUGCAGCAAAAUCACCUGAAGUUCCUGCAAGAUGACACUUUUGCUGACCUCCACAACCUAAGCCACCUAUUCCUCCAUGGAAAUCACCUGUGGAGACUCAACCAGAACACUUUUAGGGGUCUUCGGUCCCUGGAUCGACUCCUUCUGCACCAAAACCAGAUCGAGUGGGUUCACCACCUGGCGUUCCAUGAUCUCAAACGUCUCACCACCCUCUACUUGUUCAACAACUCCCUUAUGCAACUGUCAGGGGACAGCCUAGACACGCUGCCCGCUCUGGAGUAUCUGCGUCUUAAUGACAACCCCUGGUCAUGUGACUGCAAGGCCCUCACGCUGUGGGAGUGGUUAAAACGUUUUCGAGGUUCAACGUCCUCUGUUGGCUGUCAUGCACCUUUGGCCAUGAUUGGGAAAGACCUGAAGGAAUUGCACAAGGAGGACUUCUCCAACUGUUCCCCAAAUUCUGAAUCCAGAGCGCAGACCAACAACUUAUCAGGCACAGUCAGCCCACCGUCAAUUAAUCGUGGGGUAGUGGCUAGCUCCGGGGGCCAGAGCAACGUGGUGAACCCCUCCAGAGCCGGCCGUCCUCGAAACUGCUCGAAGAAUCGCAAUCGAGGGAACAAGGGCAAGAGUGACAACGAGGUCCACCACUCGAAGGAGGUCAUGGCAGAUAAGGAGGAUUCCUCUCCGGAUUUUUCAGAUGGAGGAAAGCACGAUCACACGUCCCCAGACGGCACUGUCACAAGAAGGAAGCAUAAGUGCAUUCCGCGGACCACUGUUCGACCCCCUAGUGGGGUUCAGCAAGCCAACAACAGGGCAACCUUAUCCCGGCCCUUAUUAUAUGUCUAUGUCCUUAUGGUUGCCUUGACGACAACAAAUAUUGGCGUUAUUCUGCGCUGA